Messenger RNA from Clonostachys solani, 795 nucleotides. NCBI's taxonomy places the organism in Eukaryota, Fungi, Ascomycota, Sordariomycetes, Hypocreales, Bionectriaceae. The record is from the annotation of a GenBank genome assembly.
AUGGCGGCCUCAAUGAAAUUCCUGGAAUCCCUGUUCAGUCUCGCGGGCAAGACCGCCGUCAUCACCGGCGGGAGCUCAGGAAUCGGGCGCGAGAUGGCCGCAGCCUUGGGCCAAGCAGGCGCCCAAGUCAUCCUCCUCGCCCGCCGCCAGCAACCACUCUCCGACGCCGUCCACGACUUCAAGAAGCUCGGCAUCGAGGCGCACGCCUUCCCAUGCGACGUCCGCGACACCGACGCCCUCGCCGCCACCGCCGCCGCCAUCGAGCAGCAGCUCGGAGGCGUCCCGGACAUCCUCAUCAACGCCGCGGGGGUCAACCACCGCCCGCCCAUGGACCAGCUCACCCUCGGCGACUGGCAGGCGACCAUGGCGGCCAACCUCACCGCGCCCUUCCUCCUCGGCCAGGCCUGGGGCCCGCGCAUGGCCCGCCGGGGCAGCGGCCGCAUCGUCAACAUAGCCAGCCAGCAGGCCUUCCGGGCCUUCGGGAACAGCGGCGCCUACGGGGCGUCCAAGGGCGGGCUCGUGUCCCUCACGCGGUCGCAGGCCGAGGCGUGGUCCGCGGACGGGGUGCUCUGCAACGCCGUCGCGCCGGGCAUGGUCCGCACGCCCAUGACGGAGGCUGCCGUCUUCGGCGACGACGGGGGCGCAAGGGCCCAGGCGCACGCGAGGCGGACCAUGACUGGGAGGAAUGGGGUGCCGGGGGACUUUGCGGGUGUUGCCGUGUACCUGGCGAGCGAGGCGAGCGCGGCGGUGACGGGGCAGACGAUAUUUGUGGAUGGGGGCUACUCUGCUACGUGA